AUGCUUGCAAAUUCCUUCGUAAAAGGACACACCGGGUCUAUCAAGGUCGAGACAAAGAAGUCAGACCUUUUCAAAGUAAAACAGAAGGAUAAUGAGAUGCUUAGAGAAUUUGUGUCCCGGUUUAAAAUGGAACGAAUUGACCUGCCACCGGUCGCUGAUGAUUGGUCCGUAUAUCCCGUCAUAACCUUCGACAGAGUCAAGAGAGACAUCGAUCGUGAACCGAGAUCAAACAGGGAUCGGUAUCAGUCGUACAAUGGAGACCGAAGAAGUAGUGAGUCUGGGCGGAACCUUAUGAGAAAUGAAAGGAGAAAUUACCGUGGUCAAAACAACCGAGGACUCAUGAGCAAAAAUAGCUUCGACAGGCCCGUCGGGCCUAAAGAAGCGCCAUGGUUAUUAGAGUACAACUUCAACGUCGAUGUCGCUGCUAUCGUAUCUACCAUCGGGCACAUCAAAGAUACCAAAUGGGCUCGACCUUUACAGUCCGAUCCAGCCCAAAGCGAUCCUAACCUAAUGUGCAAAUAUCACGGCACUCAUGGCCAUAGAACAAAAGACUGCCGACAAUUAAGAGAGGAAGUGGCCCGGCUGUUCAAUGACGCACAUCUCUGA
Messenger RNA from Nicotiana tabacum (common tobacco), 606 nucleotides. The record is from RefSeq and is a predicted model, not a curated record. NCBI's taxonomy places the organism in Eukaryota, Viridiplantae, Streptophyta, Magnoliopsida, Solanales, Solanaceae.